GGAGUGUUGUGUUUCUACCAAGAAGUAGGCUGGUGUGCUGAUUGAAUGGAUUUUCGAUUGUUUGGUUGCUAGCAACGAUGGGACGUCGGGAGGCGUCAGUUAUUCGUCGUACAUUUCACAUCGGAUAGUAAGGCGAACAACUUUGCUGGCACGGAACGGAAAGAACGAUAAGCUAUCGAGCUAUUGAAGACGACGGAAUAAUCUGAUAAAGACUGCUCUUCGGAAUGGAACGAUUUAGCAUUCGGAGUGGUGGAGUAGUCUCUGCAAUAUCGAUAGCAGAGAUGGAACCGUCCGAUCUAACGGUGUACGAUGCCGUUUACGGUACAUUUCAAUUACCGUCGUAUGUACGAACGGUUGUGGCAUCGGAAGAGUUUACUCGUCUGAAACAUUUGAAACAAUUAGGCGUAUCGAAUGCAGUAUUUGGAACGGCUUUACACACAAGAUACGAUCACUCGCUGGGAGCAUGUUACCUCGCUGGAAGAUUACUGAACGAAGUGAAUAAGACUCUGAACAAACCUAUCACCGAGGACGAAAGGAAGUGUGUGAUGUUGGCCGCCGUUUUACACGAUUUAGGCCAUGGACCUUUCUCUCAUUUGUGGGAAAAGUUUGUGGAAGCUUAUGGUUCUCAUUGGAAGCACGAACGAUCCUCGGUAGAACUUGCGAGAAAUCUGUUGGACCGCAUGGAAAUUGUUUCGGAAAAACAGAUCAAUUUAAUAUGUGCCUUGAUACGAGGCGAUGCGUCCGAACUUCUGGACGCAGACCGGCAGUUUAUGACGCAAAUCGUUAGCAGCGAUGUAGAUGUCGAUCGUUGCGACUAUUUGCAACGCGACGCUCACAGUGUGCCGGACAUAAUUAAACCGUCCCGGCCAUUCCGACAACUGUUUGAUCGUGUACGAGUUGUUACGUUGCAAGGGAAAGGCCAGCUUGCGUAUCAUUGGAAAGAUUAUCCGCUGGUGUACGAAAUGGCAUGCGCCCGACAAAUGUUCCAUCGGCGUUGCUACCAAGAUCCGAAGGUGUUGGGCGCAGAGCUCAUGAUGCUGGACGUGAUGCACGAAGCUGAACGGGCAGGUUUUCGAUUCUUGCGUGAUGGCCAAAGUGAGCAACUUUCGAAAAUACAUGGCAAACCUGACCUAUUUAAGUAUUUAAACGAUAACAUUAUUGGAGAGCUGGCCUCUAGUAAUCUUCCGCGGCUCGAAAAAGCUAAAGAAAUAAUAAACCGUAUGCAAAAGAAACACCUGUACGAAGAAAUAAUUCGAUUUUCGGUCGACAUGACUAAAGAGGUAAAAGAAUACAACUGCCAACAGGGAGAACCCAUUGUUGUACAAGCGGUACGAUACAUAAAAUCUGCGCAGCAAUGGUUUUCUAGCUUUAACGUUACCUUCUACAAACCCGGUACCGAUGGUGGUAUCGAUGUUGUUUCCCUGGAGGAAGCAAGGGACCUGAACCAAAGUGUCACAUGCGAGUCGGUUGACGAGAUUGAGCAGUAUAUCAUCUACUGUACUAGCGUCGACCCGGUAGUGCAAAGACGUGCUAAGCACCACUUUACCAAUCUACUCAACGAACCAACAAUGGAAAGCUAGUCGGAGUUUUGUUUGUGUGUGGAAUUUACAAGAAACGUUAAAUUAUUUGUUUUUCUUCAUUUGUCUACAUCAUUCAGAGGCUUUUACUGUGUUUUGUUUGCAGUAAACUAUGAUAUAGAUAACCUCCACAACUACUUAAGUGGCUUUCAUAUCUUAGCACCAGUGUGAAUAUACAUUAAAAGAAGAGAUUUAUGCAAAGUUAUUUUUCUAUUUUGAAUUUAAGUAAACUCAUUCGUUAUUUUGCUUAUUUAAAGAAUUUUAGUUCAGAGUAAUAAAAAAUACGUAUUACCUUCGAA
Molecule: messenger RNA, 1876 nt
Organism: Anopheles moucheti
Lineage: Eukaryota; Metazoa; Arthropoda; Insecta; Diptera; Culicidae
Gene: fal
Product: deoxynucleoside triphosphate triphosphohydrolase SAMHD1
Exons: 6
Coding region: 225-1580 (451 amino acids)
Biological process (GO): dGTP catabolic process
Cellular component (GO): nucleus
Molecular function (GO): dGTPase activity
Source: RefSeq, a predicted model, not a curated record